AGCACAUACGACGCCUGCUAACAGCGAUUGUGCACUUGUUCAUGUGACCAGUGCUUGCUGUACCAAACUACUGCGUCUCUUUUCUGUCUCCCUCUCUCUCUGCAUUUCCAUGUAAUUUGGGUCAAAUAGAAUUCCCAACAGAAUCCCUCUCUCUUGCCAUCCCAUAAUCAAUCUGUGCUCUUUUGGGUUUUGCUCAUAAAAUCCAUGAGAGUAAGCAAUGCAGGGGAAACUGGGGCAAUCAUUUCCUACCCGUUUUCCCAGUUUUGACAAGUUUGGAUUUUGAGUUUUUUGUGGUGAAAAAAGAUAGCACAGAUUGGGAAAGUUGGUGUUUUGGCUCUUUGUUUUGUGUUUGUAGGCCCAAAAUAUUUCAGUUUUGGCGGUGAUAAAAAAAACCCAGAUCAUUAAUUGUUGGGUUUUAUUAACCUAUUAAUUUUGUGUUGGUGUUAAAAGCUUCACGGUGUUGCUGCUGCUGCUCCUGCUGCCCCCACCUCUUAUUGCUGGUUUUCUAUAACAGUUAGCUUGUAGCUCUUUUUACAGUAGAAAAAAAAAAAAAAAAGAGCUAAGAUAUUGUUUGCUUUCCUUUUGUGUUUUUUGUGUAAUUUCAUGAAAGUGAGUGUUGUGAUUCUGUUCAAAAAGGGAAACUCAUUCACUACAGGUCCAAGUGAUGGCCUUUACUUUCUAUUAACUAGGUUUUUUUUUUUUUUUUUUUUUUGUAUUUUUGAUAAUACUAAGCAUUACCUGCUUCUCUUUCCUCUACGGACUACCAUUUUAGAACCAAAUUUUCUCUGAAAUUUCCAAUCUUGGAGGCUGUUUCUGCUUCAGUAAGAUCAUGCUGCUGCCUCUGAGAGUCAAACCCCAUCUGGGUUUUUGGUGUUUGAGAAAUAGCAGCCUGUAUUUGAGCUAAAAACAGCAGGUCUUCUGAGUUUUCUGGGGAAGUUUUUUGACAAAAGAGUAGAAACCGAGAUUUGGGUUCUGCUGCUCGGAAGUGAGUAAAUCAAAGGAAGAUUUUAUCUAUAUCUGGUGGUGAUUGAGUGGCUUUUGUUUCAAUUUCCAAAGUCAAAGACUCAAAGUUUAAAGCUUUGGAUAUGGCGGUGCCAGAGAACCUGAGAAAACAGCUUGCGCUUGCUGUGAGAAGCAUCCAGUGGAGCUAUGGAAUCUUCUGGUCCAUUUCAGCCAGGCAACCAGGGGUGUUAGAGUGGGGUGAUGGGUACUACAAUGGAGAUAUAAAGACCAGAAAAACAGUUCAAGCCAUAGAACUCAAUGCUGACCAAAUGGGUUUGCAAAGGAGUGAGCAACUGAGAGAACUUUAUGAGUCCCUCUCAGCGGGUGAAGCAAGUCCGCAGGCUAGAAGGCCUUCAGCAUCAUUAUCACCCGAAGAUCUCGCUGAUACUGAGUGGUAUUACCUAGUUUGUAUGUCGUUCGUCUUCAACAUUGGCCAAGGGUUGCCUGGAAGAACAUUAGCAAAUGGUAAACCUACCUGGCUAUGCAAUGCUCACUAUGCGGAUAGUAAAGUGUUUUCUCGUUCACUACUAGCAAAGAGCGCAUCCAUUCAGACUGUUGUAUGCUUUCCUUUUUUGGGAGGAGUGAUCGAGAUCGGUGUGACUGAGCUGGUUCUGGAGGACCCUAGUCUCAUUCAGCAUGUUAAAACAUCUUUCUUGGAGGCUCCGUAUCCAAUAAUAGCUUCCAAGAGAACCAAUCCUAGUGCAGGAAGCACAAGAAACGACAAUGAUCUUGCCUGCGCCGUGCUUGAUGAUGAUGUGGUUGACACCAAAUUCAUUCCUGUUGUAGGAUGCCAAGAAAUGGAUGUGACUUCACCCGAUGACAGUUCAAAUUGUUUGGGUCGUCCGAAUCAACCAGUUGAUGAUUCAUUCAUCGCUGAAGGGAUGAACAGGGGAGCCUCUCAAGUGCAAAGCUGGCAGUUUAUGGACGACGAGAUAAGUAAUUUUGUGCAUCAUUCCAUGGAUUCCAGUGAUUGUAUAUCUCAGACUUUGGUGUACCCAGAAAAGGUCCUCUUCGGUCCUAAGACUGAGAAGGUAAAUGAUCACUGUCCGCAUGAACUUAAAGAGUGCAAUAACACAAAAAUGACCUCUUCGGAAACUCAAGGCAAUGACUUGCAGUAUCAAAGUGUUCUUUCUGCCCUUUUAAAGAGCUCACACCAAUUGGUUUUAGGGCCACACUUCCGGAAUUCUCAUCAGGAAUCCAGCUUUGCCAGUUGGAAGAGAGGGUGGUUUGUAAAAUGUUGGACACAAAGAAGUGGAACACCACAAAAACUACUGAAGAAGAUUUUGUUUGAAGUUCCUCAGAUGCAUGUUGAUUGUGUGCUAGUGUCCCCAGCAGAUAAAAGCAAUGUAAAUGGAGUUUGGAGACCAGAGGCCGAUGAAAUUGGUACGAACCAUGCAUUAUCUGAGAGGAGGCGAAGGGAAAAACUGAAUGAAAGAUUUUGCAUUUUGAAAUCAAUGGUUCCCUCAGUUAGCAAGGAGGACAAAGUAUCCAUAUUAGAUGAUGCAAUAGAGUAUUUGAAAGAUCUUGAGAAAAGGGUUGAAGAGUUGGAAUCGUUACGGGAACCAACAGAUUCAGAAGCAAAAAUCAAGAGGAAACUCCAAGAUACAGUUGAAAGAACAUCUGACAACUGUUGCAACACCAAAAUUAGCAACGGGAAGAAGCCCAUAGUUUAUAAGAGGAAGGCCAGUGACAUGGAUGAAACAGAACCAGAAAUCAAUCACAUUGUAUCGAAGAACAGUUCAAGUGACAAUAUUACAGUGAAUAUGACCAACAAGGAUGUUCUAAUAGAGAUGAAGUUUCCUUGGAGGGAAGGAGUGUUGCUAGAGAUCAUGGAUACCACAAGCCGGCUUCAUUUAGAUACUCACUCAGUUCAAUCAUCCACCGCAGAUGGGAUUCUUUCCCUGACCAUUAAAUCCAGGUUCAGGGGGACGAGUAUUGCAUCAACGGGCACAAUCAAGCAAGCACUUCACAGAAUUGCCAGAAGUUGAUGUAUCUCGCGUUCUUAGUGAUCUCUCGAAUCCUGUCAUUGUACAAUUGCAUAACGUUGAAAGGAUCUGUAGAUUGACGGUGUAAGAACCAUGACUCUGAGGAUUUUUUUUUCCUGCUGGAAGUAGUCGUCGUCAUAUUCUAGUGAAAGGAAUUAAGGACUUGUGUUAAAUGCAUAAUUUUCUUCAAGAAUUUAUUUAUAUGUGAUUCUGUACCUAAGAAACCUGACCUGUAGCUUGGAGUUUUAAGGCAGCAUUUCCUUCAGCACA
Molecule: messenger RNA, 3257 nt
Organism: Malus domestica (apple)
Lineage: Eukaryota; Viridiplantae; Streptophyta; Magnoliopsida; Rosales; Rosaceae
Product: transcription factor EGL1-like
Molecular function (GO): protein dimerization activity
Source: RefSeq, a predicted model, not a curated record